AUGGCUUCUAUUUUCAACCUUCUGUCCAUCACUCUCUUCCUUGCCCUAGCUUUCCAAGUUUAUGGACAACAGCCUUGUAGUUUGAGUAACAUUGAGGUUAAACAAACCAAAACAUCAGGAUCUUUGUGGAAUGUUACUGUCACCAAUAACUGUAUUUGCACUCAAUCAAAUGUGAAGUUCAAUACCAAAGGAUUUAAGUCAAGUACACCUGUUGAUCCAGCAAUCUUUAGCCAAGAUGGUCUUCUCAUCCAAGGAGCACCAUUUUAUGGAUUUAAAUCUGCCACCUUCACCUAUACUUCUCCUUCUGAGUUUAAAUUUACACCAAUUUCUUCCCAAGUUGCAUGUUCUUAG
Messenger RNA from Lathyrus sativus (Indian pea), 351 nucleotides. The record is from the annotation of a GenBank genome assembly. NCBI's taxonomy places the organism in Eukaryota, Viridiplantae, Streptophyta, Magnoliopsida, Fabales, Fabaceae.